AUGUUACCAAAAGUAUUUGAAAAGGGAUCUCGACUCUUAAAAGUUGACACCGAAACACCUAUAACUAGUGAUUAUAAACAAUUAAGUGAGUCUCAUCGUAAAAGUGUUAUUUCAAUAUUAUCUGAAAUGAAAAACUUAGUUGGAAAAUUAAAAGAGUCAAUUAAUUGUAUUCAGUUGAUCAAUAAUGAACUAGCCACAAUGUAUUCUUCAGGAAGUUCUAUUAUUCAAGUUGAAGUAAAGUCAUUUAUUGAUUCAACAGAAGGCUUAUCAAUGAAGUCAUUACCAAUGCUUGAAAAUGAAAUUGAGUGUUGUGAGACAUAUUACAAAGAUUUAUCUAAGAAAUUUUCUCAUUAUAGGAGUAAUAAUUAUCAAGAUUAUUAUGAACAAAGAUUUGAUGUUAUAGACCCAUGUAUUCUUCUCUAUAUGAAACUUGUUAUUGGUUUAACAGGAGAGAAAAUUGGUUCAUUCAAAAAGUUAUUAUAUGAUGCUGUUCAAGAUGGUCUUUCUAUUCAUAAAUCAUACACAUUAUUAGCAUCAUUUAAAUCCAUAUGUGAAAACAGAGUUGGUAGUCUAUAUUUAGAAAAGUGUCUUACAGAUAUUGGAGAAGAAAGAAAUAUUCAAUUUUUUAGACAAGCAAUGUUAUAUAAUAAUAUUACAUCACCAGAUGUAAAAGAAUGGGUUGCAAAAGAUAUAUAUGAAACAUUUAUUUGUACAGGAAGUAAUAAAGAAUUACAAAUAAGUCAAGCAAUAAAAAAAGAUAUAACAAAUAAUUAUGCAGAAGCAAAAUAUGAAAAUUUGUUUAAUGAAGCAAAAAAUGAUAUUUUUGAAUUAAUGGAACGUAAAGACUUCUUUGACUUAUUUAAACAAUCAUCAUAUUUUAAAGAUUUAACUCAUCGUCUUACAGCUCUUGAUGAUAAACAAUUACUUUCUAAAGAUAUAGAAAUGGCACUAAAGAGUUCAAUGAAUGAUGAAAUAUAUGUUGAUGUAGCAAAAUAUCUUAUUCCUUAUAACUUAGUUGGGUUUACUGAUGAAUUUGUAACAUGUGGAUACACUGCACCAACAUUAAUGGGAAUUAUUAGUGAUAAAGAGAUUCAACGAUUUGCAACAAAUUCAGCUGAUGUUAAAAGGUUACAAGAAUUUUGUCAAUUGGCUCAAAAUAGUAUGAUUGAAAAAUCAAAAACAUUAACAAAAGAAGCAAUUACAAAAGUAAGGUCAAUUCAAAACAAUUUUAUUAAAUAUGUGGAAAGUAAUAAUGAAAAUGUUAAAAAUACAUUAUCAUUCAUUGAGUAUAUUCAAACUACACCUGAAGAUAAAAUGACAAUUUCACAAAUUCUAUCUCGUUCUGAAAUGGCUUUUAUUGAAUUAAAAGCAAAACAUCAUGUUGCAUAUAGAUUGUUAAAGAAAUGUGAUUCUGUUCAAGAAAUGCAACCAAUUCUUAUUCAAUGUCAAAAUGCAUUAAUUAGUAUUCUUGUAGAUGAACAUUUAGAGGAAUAUAAUAAAUCUUUAUUUUGGAAACCUCAAUUUAAGAAAACACCUAAACGUUCUGAACGUUCUUCAAGAAGUAAAAUGUCUAGAACACCAGAUUUGGUUCAAUUAAAUACUUCGUUCUCUCCUUCAAGAAGAGCAUUUACUCCCAGAGUUGAUAGAAUGGAAGUGCUUCCAUCUCCAAGAAAUUUAGAAGAAGGAAGUAAGAGAGGUAAGUUAUUAGCAUGUAUAUCUCAAAGUGAAAAUGAUCUUAGACUAACACUUGAACACUAUUCCAAAACAUUUAAUCAACCAGAAAAACAAGAAAAUAAAAUUGAAGAAAUUAGUGAAUUUAUUAAAAAUAAUAUUCAACCUAAAUUAACAUUAAUGAAGGAAAAUCUUUGUUCAAUUAAAUCAAAUGAAGAAUAUGACAAAUAUAAACCAACAAUUGAAAUGUUGGAUAAUUACAUAUCCUUUAUUGGAGAUGAAAUUAUUUAUCCUCAAAAACCUAAAAUAUUUAUUGUUAAAACUAAUGACUUAACAUUAAAAGAUGUUUUAAUAAAUAAUUUAAACAAGUUAGACACUAUUGAAGUUAGUCUCAAUUGUAUUCUUCAAAAACUUUCUUCAUUAGCAACUAACUUAAGAAAAGGAUCUACAACAAUAAUGAAAUAUGCAAAUAUGAUUCAACAUUUCUCCAUGUCAUUUUAA
This is a messenger RNA of Entamoeba nuttalli P19, 2172 nucleotides long. RefSeq names its product regulator of g protein signaling domain containing protein. The record is from RefSeq and is a predicted model, not a curated record. Lineage: Eukaryota; Evosea; Mastigamoebida; Endamoebidae. The transcript is spliced from 2 exons. Bases 1 to 2172 code for a protein of 723 amino acids.